AUGUCGACCUUCUUCCCCCCCUCGCAGAUGAUUGCCCCCGGCGAGAUAUCUUUUGCCUCAGACCGUGCAAUCAAAGACUUCCAAGCUAUUGCUCAGCACUUGGAUCACUUCAAAGCUCAUGUCGAAAGUGUGAAGCUCGACGACGGACAAGUCCUCUACACGCACCAGAUGGUGACUAAGGCUGACAAGGGCAUCAUUAACAAGAAAGUCAGGAUCAGCCUUGUUGAGGCCGACAUCACCCUCAACACGUCCUCUCGCAGUCUAGCGUUUCAUGUUUUUAUCGAUGUCCCUAUCAUUGGACACAUCCUCCUCGUGUCGUCCAUAAUUCCUCUCAAGGUCGACGACCAAGUGAAACUUGAUUUCGAUGGAGCGGCCAAAAACCUUGCGUCUGGACACGCGAGCGUCACAAUUGAUGCAAACAACAACGUUAUCCUGACCUGGGACUUCGUGGCUCUCAAAGUGGAGUCAAAGGGUUCCCACAUCAUCCUCCACUUCUAA
Suillus clintonianus is the source of this 498-nucleotide messenger RNA. RefSeq lists its product as uncharacterized. Bases 1 to 498 code for a protein of 165 amino acids. The record is from RefSeq and is a predicted model, not a curated record. The transcript is spliced from 4 exons. Lineage: Eukaryota; Fungi; Basidiomycota; Agaricomycetes; Boletales; Suillaceae.